UUCAACAACCAUAGAACGCGGUCUUAAAUCCCCUAAUAAAACCCACUCCCUCUCUUAGGGUUUUCGCAAUCCAUCGGCCUUGCUUCUUCUCUCUCUAAGUUCUCUCACUGGAGCUCAAUAAUUGUGUGCUAGGGUUUGGAUUUGUGGGUUGUUGUGAUCUUCGUCUUGCUGAGUGGUGAUUUUGAUUUGGCGGUGGAGGGGUGUUGAGAGUGUGGUUGGUGGCUGCAGAGAGGUAGAGUUGAGAGGGUAAAUGUGAUAAUGCCUGCUACGGACUUUCAGGGUUCAUCAUCGCCGUUCUCGAACAUUGGCCGUUCGAUCUUGAGCAUUCGACGCGAUCAGGUCCAUUCCAUGGAGGGGACUCAUGAAGUCACCGGCUUGGAGGUGGAGCUGGAGGCGUUUCAGAGGCAGGUAGCCGACCGGUUUCUGCAGGUGUCUUCGGGGUCGUCGGAGCUUCUGUCGUUGUCCUGGGUCAGGAAGCUUCUGGAUGUGUUCCUCUGCUGUCAGGAGGAAUUUAGGGUUAUUUUGUUCAAUAACAAAGCGAGUUUGGGGAGAGCUCCGAUGGAUCGGUUGAUUGGGGAGUUCUUUGAGCGGAGUGUGAAGGCGUUGGAUGUUUGUAAUGCGAUUCGUGACGGAAUUGAGCAUAUUCGCCAAUGGCACAAACUUCUGGAGAUUGUGCCGUGCGCUUUAGCCAACCAGAGGAGUCUCGGGGAGGGCCAAUUCCGCCGCGCCAAGAAGGCCUUGAUCGAUUUGGCGAUCGGUAUGCUUGACGAGAGGGACUCCAGCGUCUCCGUGGCCCAUCGGAACCGGUCCUUCGGCCGGAAUAACGUCAGCCGCGACCACCGAUCUUUGGGGCACUUCAGGUCGCUGUCGUGGAGCGUUUCCCGGUCGUGGUCUGCGGCGAGGCAGCUUCAGGCGAUUGGGAACAACUUGGCAGCGCCGAGGGCGAAUGAGAUUGUUGCCUCUCGAGGACUCGCGGUGGCAGUUUUCACAAUGAGCUCGGUUUUGUUGUUUGUAAUGUGGGCUCUUGUGGCCGCGAUUCCGUGCCAGGAUCGAGGGCUUCAGGUUCAUUUUUCAAUUCCCAAGAAUUUCAGUUGGGCGGCUCCGAUGCAAUCACUGCAUGACCGGAUUAUUGAGGAGUCCCGGAGAAGGGACCGGAGGAAUGCUUGUGGGCUGUUGAAGGAGAUUCAUCAGAUUGAGAAAUGCACCCGACACAUGAAUGAAUUGGCAGACUCAGUUCAAUUCCCAUUAACGGAGGAAAGGGAGGCCGAGGUGAGACAGAGAGUGCAGGAGCUGGGGCAGGUGUGCCAAACUAUAAAGGCAGGAUUGGACCCCUUGGAGCGCCAAGUGAGGGAAGUGUUCCAUAGGAUUGUGCGCAGCCGAACUGAGGGUCUGGACACCUUGGGAAGGGCUAACAAUGAGUGAUUCAAAUUGGUGUAGCCCCAAAAUAUGGAAUUUGCUCAUAUGUUGCUGAUUUUGGUUUUAGAGGAGAUGCAAUGAAGAGGAAGACUGAAAGAAAAAUGAGAUGAGAGUUGUACUGAGAAAUAAAAAGUUUUAGAAGGAGACUUAUUGCUGGUCGCAUAUGUUUCACAAAAAAUUGGGCCCUGCUGCAGCCUCUCCUCUGAUGGAGUAUGUAAAAAAUUUCUCAAACCUAGCCUCACAAUGCAAAACCUCAAUCCUUUUUACCAAGAGGAAGCAAGAAGAAGAAUUCCCAAAUGAAAUCCUUCUCUAACUUGGUGUAUUCUGAAAACCCCCAAAUCCCCAUCCUAAUGAGAAGGCAGAAAAUGUGAAUAUCUGCUGUCUGCUGGGGACCAAAGAAAAUACUGCGGAAGAAGUUGAAUUUGUGGUGUUAGGUCAGGCUCCAAUUAUGCUCUUGACCAGGAUUCAAUGAUUUGUAAUCUUGAAUAUUAUGCUAUGAAAAGAAAAAAGAUUACAUCAAGGAAGUAUUCCAAGCAUACUUUAUUUGUA
Molecule: messenger RNA, 1965 nt
Organism: Vitis riparia (riverbank grape)
Lineage: Eukaryota; Viridiplantae; Streptophyta; Magnoliopsida; Vitales; Vitaceae
Product: UPF0496 protein 4-like
Exons: 2
Coding region: 259-1422 (387 amino acids)
Source: RefSeq, a predicted model, not a curated record